Messenger RNA from Aedes albopictus (Asian tiger mosquito), 1086 nucleotides. Its product is annotated as sperm axonemal maintenance protein CFAP97D1. NCBI's taxonomy places the organism in Eukaryota, Metazoa, Arthropoda, Insecta, Diptera, Culicidae. The transcript has 2 exons. The record is from RefSeq and is a predicted model, not a curated record. Bases 107 to 703 code for a protein of 198 amino acids.
CCGAGAGAGGGGACCUUGCCCGUGUGCAUCCCAAUCCGCGUUCGACACUGUGACUGUGAACUUGAAUCCUUUUUUUUUGGGGUUUCAUUUUGGCCACUAGUUUGCCAUGUUGACCAAGAAGGAAAAGCUGCUGAUUCGCCCGUGGCAGAUGCAACGGUACUACAACCAUCGGAUCAAGGUGGAAACAGCGGUUCCGGCAAUCGAUUAUCAUCCGCCUCCGGCCCGGGCGCACAUCACCCAGAAGUUGAAAAAACUCCAGAAGGAACGGGAACGGACGGAAAAGAUCGAACGGGACAACAUUCGGCUGCUGCAGCGGUUGGGUGCCAUCAUGAGCAAGAAACGACUGGACAACAUCUGGACGCACGCUAGGCCUAAUUUCCUUAGCCGCGAGUACAUCUACCCGAUACGUCCGAAAACAACCGGGACAAUGCCAAUCGACCAGGGCCUGCGACGUCGAUCGUCAGCCAGACCCCUUGACGAAACCGGUGCCGAAUCGGAAACCCAGGAAUCAUCAUCCUCCGGUCGACCGAUACGCUGUAGUGCCUGUAGCAAUCGUUCCGCCACCGCCACUUACAAACCGAACAAGGUCGUGCCCGAAGAACGUAUUCCCUGGGCGCCGCAGAGGACAACGACCAACCGAAAGCUGCUCAAGGAAGCCGAAUCGGAACCGCACGUCUGCUGUCGCUUCUGUUGCUGCAAAUGAAGCUCUUAGAUCUGAUCCCUUUGAGACAGAAACCUUGAAACAAAGAUGACGUUUGGACCCAUCGUCACAAUUCCUAAAACAAAACACAAGAAUCACAAUUUGUAAACAAACAAGUACUAACCCAUGAAAUCCGCUGAAAAUAAACAGAUUUCUCAUUCCGGAGGCGUUCUUUUCUUCAUUCCAAUGAUAACUCUUCCAACUCCCGGCGUAUUUGUUUACAAUCCUUUUUGUAUUUUCAUCACCGGCACUUCUACUUACAAGAAAAAUAAUAUAUCGUUAAACACACCAGUCCGCCCUACUUCAGAGGAAUGAAACGGGAGCUGUGGGUGGCACCGAUACCGGGCCUACCGUGCUUGACCGGCUUGUAGGUCAGCGAGAACUCC